Molecule: messenger RNA, 2094 nt
Organism: Tarenaya hassleriana
Lineage: Eukaryota; Viridiplantae; Streptophyta; Magnoliopsida; Brassicales; Cleomaceae
Product: phosphoacetylglucosamine mutase
Exons: 9
Coding region: 100-1779 (559 amino acids)
Biological process (GO): carbohydrate metabolic process; UDP-N-acetylglucosamine biosynthetic process
Molecular function (GO): phosphoacetylglucosamine mutase activity
Source: RefSeq, a predicted model, not a curated record
GACUCUGAGGACAAAACGAUGCGUUUUAGGCCUCAUUCGUCUCCAAAGCUUCACGCUUUCCUCUGAAUCUCUCUCUCUCUCUCUCUCGGGGUAGACGCCAUGGACGAGCACCAAGUUGCUUCCCUCCUCAAAACAUCCGAGCUUUUUCCCCUUCCUAAAGGAGUCAAGCUAUCGUACGGAACGGCGGGGUUCCGAGCCGACGCGACGGUGCUGGAAUCGACGGUGUAUAGAGUUGGAAUUCUCGCCGCAGUACGAUCGAUCAAGCUCCAGUCAUCGGCGGUGGGGCUCAUGAUCACGGCGUCGCACAACAAAGUGUCCGACAAUGGCGUCAAAGUCGCCGAUUCCGACGGCGGCAUGCUUUCCCAGGAUUGGGAGCCCUUCGCUGAUCAUCUCGCCAAUGUAUCAUCUUCCCAAGAUCUUGUCUCGUUGAUUAGAGAUUUUGUGGAGAAGGAGAAGGUUCCUGUAGGAGAGAAGUUUGCAGAGGUAUGGUUGGGAAGGGACACUAGGCCUAGUGGUGACUUGCUCCUCCAAGCUGCGAAAGAGGGAGUGGCCUCUAUCACGGGAUCUGUCAUGUUUGACAUGGGGAUUUUGACAACUCCUCAAUUGCAUUGGAUGGUUCGAGCCAGAAACAAAGGUCUUAAUGCGACACAGAACGAUUACUUUGAGCAGCUCUCAAGCUCAUUCAGAUGUCUGAUGGAGCUGAUUCCGAGUGGGUCUGGUUCCAAGUUUGAUGGGUCUCAAAGGAAAUUACUUGUGGAUGGUGCCAAUGGUGUGGGUGGACAGAAACUUGAGGAUCUAAAAGGGUCGCUGAACAAUUUGGUUAUUGAAAUUCGUAACACCGGAAAGGAUGGAGGUGUUCUUAAUGAAGGGGUCGGUGCUGAUUUUGUGCAGAAGGAGAAGGUUGUCCCUUCAGGAUUCGGGUCAAUGGAUGUUGGGAUGAGGUGUGUGAGUCUGGACGGUGAUGCAGAUAGAUUAGUGUACUUUUUCAUCCCAUCAGACUCAACUGGCAAUAUUGAACUGCUUGAUGGUGACAAAAUAUUAUCAUUGUUUGCUCUUUUCAUCAAAGAGCAGCUAAGUGUUAUCGAUACAGAAAGGAAGUAUUCCCGCCUUGGUGUCGUUCAGACAGCUUACGCGAAUGGGGCAUCCACUAAUUACCUAAAAAAUCUGGGUUUAGACGUCGUUUUCACUAAAACCGGUGUGAAGCAUUUGCAUGAAAAAGCUGCCCAGUUCGACAUCGGGAUCUACUUUGAGGCCAAUGGCCAUGGCACUAUACUCUUCUCAGAAACUUUGCUCUCAUGGCUAGAAUCCAAACAGAAGGAUCUCGCCACCACUGCUAAAGGCUCAGAAGAGCUUAAGGCGGUUUCUAGGCUCGUGGCUAUGAGUAAGCUCAUUAACCAAGCAAUUGGGGAUGCACUUAGUGGAUUGCUCUUGGUUGAAGUAAUUCUGCAACACAUGGGAUGGUCAAUACAGAAAUGGAAUGAGCUUUACAAGGACCUUCCUAGCAGACAACUCAAGGUUAAAGUUCCAGACAGAACAGCAAUAGUUACCACUGAGGAAGAAACCGAGGCUCUGAAGCCACCAGGUGUCCAAGAAGCAAUCAACACGGAAAUCGCUAAAUACCCUCAAGGUAGAGCUUUCAUACGGCCAUCGGGCACAGAGGACGUAGUGAGGGUAUAUGCCGAGGCCUCAACGCAAGAAAAGGCAGAUAAUUUGGCUAAGUCGGUGGCUCAGCUCGUCGAGAGGUUCCUCGGGUCAAAGAUAGUUCCAUCUGAAUCAUAAUCUAAAUCUGAUCCAAAGUGUGUUCAUCUGGGCAACAACUCCACUACUCAGGUUUGGAACAAGUACUUCAAAAAAAAAAACGAAUUGAAUCUGGGAAUCUGACUGGGAAAGAUUGGAAUGGUUCUUGUUCUUGAUAAUCUCAGCCUGGAAACAAUUUCAAGUUCUUCACCAAACUCAGCAAAUUUUAGAAAACUUUCUUCAUGGAGUAUGUUUUGAAUAGUAUUUUUUUUUAUAUUGGUCCGUUUCUGACAUAGAAAGUUGGAAUGUAAUGAUAUAUAUAUAUAUAUAUAUAUCAAAUCCCAUACUUUUAGUUUA